CAGUUACGUACUGUACUGGAGCACGGUGCUUGGACAAAUCGAUCCCCCAAUUGAUACCGUUCUUUCCCCCGGACAAUUGAAUGGGAGAAGGAAGGCCUUUUUCCUCCUCACCCUCACCGUCCUCUUGCGCAGUGCUCAUACAGGCGACUACUGCUCGGGCAACGUAACAAAACCCCCUUCCACCCACUUCACCACCUAACGACCCCCAAAUUUCAAUACCGGCGAGCGGUUAUAUAUCUUUUUAGCACACCACCCCACCAAAACUUCUCCUCUCCACCCGGAGAAUCUAGAGUGCGGUGUUGUAGAACGGUCCGUGUUUGGUUGUGGGGUUCGGGAAUCGAGCCUGUUGGUGGGUUAUCGGGAUUUUGUUUUUAAACUGAACGACUGACCCCCUCACUUUGCCGAUAACAAAAAUUUCCGCCUUGUUCUUCUCUCCCUCUUAAUCUUCGACUUCUCCUCCCCUCUCUUCAGUCAAGAGUUCCUCUUUGAGAGUGAGAGAACAGACCGCAAUAUCAGGAGAAGAAGGGACAACAAUCCAAGAAGUCAUGACAAGGAAGAUUAUUUACGGCGCGUCACUCGCAGCAUUUGUGGCAGUUUCCAUCCUAACUCUAACCUCAAUAAUCAUCCCUCGGUGGGCCUCCCACGUCGAAGUAACAAAAGCCGGCCCGAUAACCUACCACUAUGGCCUCCAUAAGCGCUGCUCUAGCCUGACCGGUAGCUGCGAGCGCUUCCCGACAUACUCGGACUGCCACGGGCACGAUCGCUAUUUCUGUUCCAUGUGGCGUUCAAUAGCGUUCUUGAUGAGCUUCGCACUUGUCCUCGAGGGCGCUAUAAUAACUGCAUUUGCAGCGAUUCUCAUGGGCGGGCGAGUGAAGAGGGAGAAUGGGUGGAAGGUUUUGGUUGGGCUAGUACUUAUUUGUGCUAUGACACAAUGCGGUGCUGUGGCGCUUGUGGCGUAUCUUUAUGAUUAUGAUGAUAGGUUCUUUGUUGGGUGGAAGUUGGAUUUGAGUUGGGUCAUGACAACGGUUUCUUGGAGUAUUAUGCUUGUUAUUGCUGGGUUUGUGAGUAUUGCUGGAUGGGUUAUGCCGCCGGAAGGAGGAUAUGAACUUUUGAAGUAA
Tuber melanosporum (Perigord truffle) is the source of this 1118-nucleotide messenger RNA. RefSeq lists its product as uncharacterized. The transcript has 4 exons. NCBI's taxonomy places the organism in Eukaryota, Fungi, Ascomycota, Pezizomycetes, Pezizales, Tuberaceae. The record is from RefSeq and is a predicted model, not a curated record. Bases 546 to 1118 code for a protein of 190 amino acids.